CAGAACAUAAGAAAUAAUUAAACAUUUCUACAUCUCCAUAAUCAUCAUCUUCUUCCUCCUCUUCUCCUUCUCCUUCUCCAUUUCCAUGGUGGUCUAGGGUUUCACUAUCUCUCUCUUUCUCCGUCUCUCUUUAACCUCUUCACCUCGAUUUCUUCUAAAGUACCGACGGUUUCAACGUGUUAUCGUAUCUUCACCUUUCGCUUACUUGCAGUUUUCAUAUUACCUCUUGGUUUGCUGAGCAUUCAACUAUUGACCAUUACCAGGAUUUAAAGUCCCAUAGAUGGUAACAAAAACGAUGUACCAUUCACAUUUCUGAUUUGAUUUCAUCAAAAGACUGAUUUGAACUCUGAAAGGUGGAUUGUGGAUUCAUUGGUCUUGAGUUGUGAGUUUAUGGUGUCUGAUGUGAAAUCAAUCACAAUAGAAUUUUGGCUUGAGAUCCAAAUUGUUUCUGUUACUCCUACCGCACCAAAUUUAGUGGAGCAAUUUAUCUCUAAUGGGCUCAUUCUCGGGCACUUGUGAAAUUGUUGAAGCAAGGGAAGACCUAAAUACAGUGAAAGAUGCAGGGGUAUAUCCUUCCAGUUCUGGAUAUAGUGUUGCUAAGAAAAAUCUAGAUGAUGAUAUUAAUAAGCUGUUUGAAUCAAUUUCUCUUAAAUCUUCAUCAAGGGAUUUGAGCUUUCUACCAGAUGGAACAAGUCCUAAGAUGAAAAGUGCAUUAAAAAAGCCAAUCAAAAUGGGUGUACCUCGAUCCCCACGAGUUGGGACUUCUGAGCCGGUGACUUUGAAGCAGGCGUUAAGAGACCUAUGUAUAUCUAAGGCAUCAGAAAUGGCUGCUAUGAGAAGGUUAUCAAAGUCAGCAGCUUCUCCAAGAAUAUCAGAGGUUGGGAAGAUACAGACACUGUACAAUUCCGUUGUCGCUGAUGCUAGGAGAUCUGGGCCUUCUAAUGUUGAGAGUAAAGGGAGUUCAACUGAAAUAUCCCUGGUGCUAGAAGAAAGCAACUCACUAGUCUUGAAUAAAGAAUUAUAUCAGUCUCAUCAAACUUCCAAUAGCUCAUCAUCGAGCCAAAAUUUUCAUUCUUCCAAAAUUGCAGUGGCUACCACACAAAAUGAUACGCGGGCUUCAUUGAUCCAAAGUGAUUUGGAAUGUUCAUUGACUAAAGAUGGGGUAUCAUCUCAACCAUCAGAACCCACUCAAAUAGAAAAACAAAUGUAUGCUUCUUCUUCAUCUAGUUGUAACACCAAUGGAAGUACAGUAGAGUUGCCUGAAAAGGAUUCUUCCCUUAAAAAAUUAGGAAAUAAAGCAUCUAUAUCAAAGAAUGUGCGGAAAGGUAUGUUAGAAGCAAUAUCUUCCUCAUCUACUUCAGUACAUGGCAAUAGAGUGUGCAAAAUUUCACGCAAUAGCACCCGAACAGUAAAAUCGGUCAUAAAAAACAAGAACGUGGGUAAGAAGAAACUAAAGCAGGGUUCUGUUUCCCCAUCCAAUGAAGCAAAUAUCAAGCCAGUUCCUGCUACUACUCCACUUGUUUGCGAGAGAUGUUGGUGUGCAAUAGAAAAUACAAAUACAGAAAACAGCAAAGGUAUUAUAACAUCGGGCUCUAUCAGCCCUGCAGAUGGAAUAAACUUGAAGAGUGUGAUCUCUGGGUCAGAAUCUACGGGUUGUAACAGCGGCAGAGAAGUAACAAAAGUGAAAAAGAAUACCCGAUUGAAAGAGCAGCUUGAAUUUUCACAAAGUUCAAAGAGUAGCCAAGGUGACUACAGUAGUAGUACAAGUACCAGCGACGAGAGUAAUGUCAGCGGUUCUAGUUGUGGCAAUAGGCCUCACAUGUCAAAGGAUUUUAGAUGGCAAGCCAUACGAGAUGCUCAAAUGCAGCAUGGAGUCUUGGGCUUGAGACACUUCAAUCUUUUGAAGAAACUUGGUUGUGGAGACAUUGGUACUGUAUAUCUUUCUGAACUAAUUGGUCAAAAUUGUUUGUUUGCUAUUAAAGUAAUGGACAACGACUUUUUGGCAAGAAGGAAAAAGAUGCCUAGGGCUCAAACUGAAAGGGAAAUAUUACGAAUGCUGGAUCAUCCUUUUCUUCCAACACUCUUUGCACAGUUUACAUCAGAAAACCUGUCAUGUCUAGUCAUGGAGUAUUGUCCAGGAGGAGAUCUUCAUGUUCUACGUCAGAAACAGCUUGGCCGAUGUUUUUCAGAGCCAGCAGCUAGGUUUUACGUCGCCGAAGUCCUUCUUGCGUUGGAGUAUUUGCACAUGCUUGGAGUUGUUUACCGUGAUUUGAAACCAGAAAACAUUCUUGUUCGAGAAGACGGUCACAUUAUGCUCACAGAUUUUGACCUGUCACUCAGGUGCGACGUUAACCCAACACUUCUAAAAUCAUCGUCUGAUAUAGAUCCUGCCAAGGUUUCUGCACAGUCAAAUUGCAUCGAGCCAUUCUGUAUUGAACCAUCUUGUCAAGUUCCAUGCUUCAGUCCUAGAUUCUUACCUCCUUCAGCAAAAGCAAGGAAACAAAAAGCCGAUCUUGCUGCUCAUAUCAGAUCAUUGCCACAGCUUGUGGCAGAGCCAACCGAUGCAAGAUCAAAUUCGUUUGUUGGUACUCAUGAAUACCUAGCACCUGAGAUCAUCAAAGGAGAGGGACAUGGAGCUGCUGUUGAUUGGUGGACAUUUGGGGUUUUCCUUUAUGAGCUUUUAUAUGGUAGAACACCCUUCAAAGGUUCUAACAAUGAAGAAACGUUAGCCAACGUUGUGUUGCAAAAUCUCAGAUUCCCUGAUAGCCCAUUUGUUAGUUUCCAAGCGAGGGAUCUAAUUAAAGGAUUGUUAGUUAAAGAGCCUGAAAACCGUUUGGGUACAUUGAAAGGCGCUGCGGAGAUUAAACAACAUCCAUUCUUUGAAGGCCUUAAUUGGGCGUUAAUACGUUGUGCUAUCCCACCAGAACUUCCAGACCUUUGUGAAUUUGAGUUGGGAGUUUCAGACAUGAUCGCACAGUCCCAAGGCAGCGGUGGUAAAUAUUUAGAGUGUGCAACAACAGGAGAACAAGUGGAAUUUGAGUUGUUUUAGAAUGUUUAUUCUCUUUGGCAAGAGUGGCAUUCUUAUUGUGGAUUCCCUUGUUUUCUGCUCUAUGCUAAACCAGUCAUGUGCAACAAUUUAUGUAAAAGCCAAUGUUGUAAAUUAGUUUUGAUUAUAGCACGGUAAAAUGUGCUUUAUAAGGUGUAGGAAGUUCAAGUUAUUUGGCAAUUUGAUAGUCGGAAUCUCAAAGAAGAUGAAGGUGGUAACCAAAAAUGCCAUAGUCCAUCAAUUCCUGUGCCAAUAUAAAGUGAAGAAUUUUUUUACUUCAAAAAAUAACAAUAAUCCCAAAAGAAGAGUUGAAUGAAGAUUAUAAAACUCAAUGGUUCGAAAAUGAUGACUUGAGAACAUAUAGUUGAAAGCAUAGAAGAAAAUAAUUUUGGUUAUGCGAUAGAUUAGUUCCAUUGAGGUUCAUCGCCCACUUUGGUCCAUUGUUUGAUUGAACUAUUGAACAAGUUACGAGGCAUUUGAAUCAUACCACCAUAUGACAAUUGAAUUCAUGAACGGUUCAAAGUUUUUUUUGUUGUUACAACUUACAAUCAAGAAUACACUAGUUCGAAGUAAUGAUCAUGUUCAAGCAAUACACUUUGCAUUUCCUUUGUUAAUUUCUAAUUUCAAUAUUGAUUCGUACUAGACUACUGGAGACGAUUGAAGUCUGGAGAUGAUGGUAGUGGACAGACGUUGAUGGUUGUUUAGCUCUCAAAGGGGGCAUCUGCAAAUAUUCCAAUGCCCAAGUCAAAAGGAGUUGGGGGAGGAAGAGGUAGUGAAUGAUGUGUACAUGGUGUUUUGGGUACAUGACCCCUUUUGUAGAGAUUCCUUGGAGGUCAAUGACGUGACAACGGUUAUUCUGUUGUGGGGAGUACAAUGCAAAAAACUAGUAGUUGAUUGAUCAACUGUCCUCAUAGACAAGGCUCAAAUUCGGUGUCAACAAAUGUAACACAUCUUGAGUUCUACCUAUAUUGGGUUGGGCUAAGGCCCAACGUCCGCUGCCAUUGAGCCUUAGUCCGAUUUGGAACAAAUACGUAUAUACCAAAUUUGAAUUUGUUAAUGGAUUUGAUUCAUGCAUUAUUUCCAACCUCUGCAAUGACAACAUGUAGCUUAAUAUACAUGUUAAAAUUGGUCAAUUUCGAAUUCAGAUACAAUUUUCACCCUUUA
Cicer arietinum (chickpea) is the source of this 4210-nucleotide messenger RNA. Its product is annotated as serine/threonine-protein kinase KIPK2. The record is from RefSeq and is a predicted model, not a curated record. Gene Ontology annotation, biological process: protein phosphorylation. Gene Ontology annotation, molecular function: ATP binding; protein kinase activity. Lineage: Eukaryota; Viridiplantae; Streptophyta; Magnoliopsida; Fabales; Fabaceae.